Osmerus eperlanus (European smelt) is the source of this 3241-nucleotide messenger RNA. It is a transcript of the gene sh3bp5la, whose product is annotated as SH3-binding domain protein 5-like, a. The transcript has 6 exons. Gene Ontology annotation, molecular function: protein kinase inhibitor activity. The record is from RefSeq and is a predicted model, not a curated record. Gene Ontology annotation, biological process: negative regulation of protein tyrosine kinase activity; intracellular signal transduction. NCBI's taxonomy places the organism in Eukaryota, Metazoa, Chordata, Actinopteri, Osmeriformes, Osmeridae. Bases 457 to 1803 code for a protein of 448 amino acids. Gene Ontology annotation, cellular component: cytoplasm.
GGCGCUAGCUAGCAACGCCUGUCGGAAGAGAUGGAUCUACAGUGGUCUAGAGUAGAGAGGCAAACGAUGAUGAAAAGAUACUGUAUAGUAUUCAAUAACAAUUUGAUAUAGAUAGUUAUAUGUGCAGUUCGCAUACUGUCACCUGCAGUUCCCUCCGUUUAAUUUAAAUAAUAGGCUAAUAUUUACAUUAGCUAGCUAGCACUACUACUACAUUAUGAAUUUAGCCUAGCCUUGUGGUUAGCUUAGUUAGCUAUCUAGCUAACUUGAGUUCUGCCUUGUCAUAUAGCUUUAUACCUUGCUAUGGAUACCGUAAUCAAAGAACAAGAAAUUAAUAGGAUCAUUAUCUUUGACUUCUACAUAUAAUACAUAAAAUAAAACGGAAAGCAAAGCCCUGGACGUCAGCAACCUGUGCACCUAAGUUGGCUAGCUAAAAUAGCUAGUUGAAUUUGAACUAGAAUGGAGCCGAGGGAUUUGCGUGAAAGUCCUGCCGGUUCCGGAGGCCCCGAAGUCGGGCAUUGGAGAGAACUUCCUGGAGAAGAUAUCGAAGUGAAGGAGGGUGUAUUUCCUGACAAAAAAACAAACGCAAGCAAAGAAUCUGUUGACAUGGACACCUGCAAGGGACUUGAGCGCGAGGAGAAACGGAUGUCUAAAACGGGUGAACAAUACAGACACGAGGAUGAAUUAGACCCCAGAAUUCAAGAAGAGUUGGAACAACUGAACGAAGCCAGUGCAGAGAUCAACAAAUUUGAACUCCAGUUGGAUGAUGCCAGAUCAGGAUACAGGAAGAUUCUUACUGACUCUGCAAGGAAGCUUAAUGCUCACAGCUUGCAACUUGGUACCUGUAUAGAGAAAGCCAGGCCCUACUAUGAGGCUCGUAGACUUGCCAAAGAGGCCCAGCAAGAGACACAAAAGGCUGCACUUAGCUAUGAGAGAGCCGUUUCCAUGCACACUGCUGCAAGGGAGAUGGUGUAUGUGGCAGAGCAGGGACUGCUGGCAGACGGCAGGAACACCCUGGACCCCACCUGGCAGGAGAUGCUUAAUCAUGCCACCUCUAAGGUCAAUGAAGCAGAGGAAGAGCGUCUGCGUAGUGAACGGGAGCACAUGCGUGUCACCCAUGCCUGCCAGGAGGCAGAGGCCCGGGUUCAGACCUUACAGAAAGCUCUCAAGCGGGUCAUCGUCAAGUCCAAACCUUACUUUGAGCUCAAGGCCCAGUUCAACAACAUACUUGAGGAGCACAAAACCAAAGUGAUGCAGCUGGAGGAAAAGGUGGCCAAAGUGAAAUCCUGCUACUCUAUCGCCUUACGCAACCUGGAGCAAAUCAGUGAGCAGAUUCAUGCUCAGAGAGUGGAGGACCAAGUUGAGGGAGGAUCAACCACAACCUUUGGAGGACGGAGUCCCCCUGUGGGUGCGGAGUCAGACAAUGUCAUGGGGGCAGAGGGAGUAGCCUUUAGAGUAGGGACAGCUGAAAAUGAGAGGGUGGAUGGGAGUGAGAUGGCAAAUGAAAAAAACAAGCAGGAGGUGAAAUACAUUGAGAGAGCUGAGACCGAGUGUGGAAGGGAGACGGAGAGGGCGGGGUCGGAUUCCCUUUCCGUGUUCAGCCUGCAAACAAUUGCAUCAGACUUGGAGAAAUGUGAUUCCGUUGAACACCUCGGGGACUUCAGCGAUGUGGGCAGUGUGACUGGGGAGGAUGGAGAGAGAGACGGGACAGGAGGGAAGGACAAAAGGAAUAGGCUAACUGAAACUGAAACUAAAGAACGCCAACAGCAGUUUCUACAGCAGCAUCACCGAAGUUUCAGUUUGUGAAAUCCGAGUUCAUUUAUUCUAGUUGAGAAAAGAAUUGUGUAAUAAAAAGUAGGCGGUCUAGUCAACUGUAAUGGUAAGAAUUACAGUAUAAAAAAGUAUGAGAAGGGAUGCUGACCUGAUAUAAAAUAUUACAAUCUUAAACAAUAUUUACACUUGUAAACCCAUAAGUAUGCUGGCUGAAAAUGUAUAUCAACUAUAUGACAGGAUUGGCCUUGCUGAAAUUCCUAUUCUUAAUUUUUCCUCUCAAGAGUUGUGUAAAGUAUACCUCAUUUUGUUGGUUAAGACAUGGGAAAAGCACUUUUUAUUCUGCUCAAAGAAAGAAUGACUCAAGCCAUUUUUGUCACCCCACUUACAGAUAUGAUUGUAAAAAGUUUUAAGUAAGUUAUAGUUGUGACUAACGCUACACUUACCUGAUAGAAAGAUACUCCCAUGUGAACGAAGAGAUUCUUAAUACAAUGUUGAUCCUUCAAUAAAAACAAUGUUCCAUGGGAUAGGUAUAGCUUGUUCGGUUCCCGCUCUGGAUUUUGCCUCGGAUAAAAUCAUCUGCUAAAUUAACCCAUUAUAUAUUUUAGUUUUAGGGUUUCGUAGAAUGGUUAAGUGGCUCCCCAGUUUGACAUUUAGUUGGCUAUGUCUGCUUUCAUGAAAAAAGGGAACACAAACCAUGGUAAACAAACCCUUCAUUCUGUGAAUACAGAAGACAAACAUUGCUAUAAUGUUGUAAUAGCUGAACGCUAGUUAGGGUUGCAUACUUUUUUGUUUUUAAUUAUCUGCUGGACAGAAUUCCUAUGCAUAAUCAAAAACAUUUCAUAUUAUACAUCAAACAUCUUACCGAAUGCAAAUUGAAACCGAUUGAAAAUUGCACAAAUAAUCAGAUUUCAAUGAUUUGUGUUGCAUGAUAAAAUACUUAUUAGAUUGUUCCUUAAUCUAUGCUGUUUAAUCUGAAUUAUGAAAUACGUCUUAUCUGAUUUUAUCAUAUAAACUUAUGACAUAAUGUACACUAAUGCCUGAUGUAAUCUUAAACAUGCUAUAAACUGUAUGUGAUCUAAUGUUAAAACUGCCCAAAAUGUUAAGUCACACAACUUCCAUCACCAAAACAUAUAUCUGGCUGCUCAUGGGUGUAAUUGUAAAGAACAUUUCGACACCUAAUUCUUAGAAAAUGACUCAGUGGACCCUAAGGGUAAUUAUUUUACUGUCUGACAACAUACUAAAGACUAAUUAGACUAAUUAUUCUAAUUAAAAGGACAGCAAAGCUUUCAGACAUAUUUAUUUAGACGUUUCUAAUGGGUUUUAGGAUCAAACCGUGCACCAGACAAAUUGUUGAAAGUUGAUCAUAUGCAUUUUUUCUAUAAUUUAUGUAUAGCAUUUCUGUUUUCAUGUUUACAAAACAAAAGGUCUGAAAUGUAUUUGUUUUGAACAGAAAACCCCCAUUUCAUAUGAA